ACAGUGGAUAGCACCCUUUAUUACUGUUGAACGCUUGGCUUUUUCAAUAAAAAAAAAAUAUAGGAAAACGUCAAUUUAUUUUCCUGUUUACAUAUUUAAUUCUAUAGUAGUAAAAGAAUAUUGUUAAUAAAAAUAGUUUAAAUAAUAGUAAAACAAUAUUUAAUUAUUAAAAUAUUUAUUAGUUCCAUAAAAUAAACAUAAACAAUGGAGACAGAUUAUGAUGAAGAACGUGGUGGUUGGGGUGAUGAUAUUGGUCGAGGAGAAGACAUCAGUGGUGAGGAUGGUAUGGACAAUCCACAAGAGGUGUUAAAUCAAUGCCUAGAAAAAUUUAAUACUUCAGACUAUAUUAUGGAGCCAGGAAUAUUUACUCAAUUAAAACGGUAUUUUCAAGCUGGUGGUAAUCCUGAAACAGUAAUUGAAUUAUUAUCAAAAAAUUAUAUGGCAUGUGCACAAACAGCAAAUUUAUUAGCUGAAUGGUUGAUAUUAGCUGGUGUUAAAGUAAUUGAUGUACAAGCAAUGGUAGAAAAUAAUUUAAAAGACAUGAUAUUAAAAACAUUUGAUCCAAAAAAAGCUGAUAAAAUAUUUUCUGAAGAAGGUGAAACACCAUCAUGGUUAACUGAAAUGAUACAACAUCCAACUUGGCGUUCAUUAAUAUAUCGUCUUGCUGAAGAAUAUCCAGAUUGUUUAAUGCUUAAUUUUACAAUAAAAUUAAUAUCUGAUGCUGGUUUUCAAGGUGAAAUAACAAGUAUAUCAACAGCAGCACAACAAAUUGAAGUAUUUUCACGUGUAUUAAAAACAGCAAUUGGUGGAUUUUUACAAAAUACAGAUAAUUGGCAAACAAGUAUUAAAGAAUGUGCUAAAAUGGUAUGUCAUGGACAACAUACAUAUGUUUAUAGUCAAGUUUUAUUACAAAUAUUAUCACAAGAACCAAAAGGUGGUUUUAUGAUGAAAAGAUUAUCACAAGAAAUAACAAAAUGUGCACAACAAAAUCAUCAUGAUGUAACACCAAUAACAAUGGCACUUAAUGGUGCUGCUGGUAGUCCAUCAGCAUGUAUUGCAUUAGCAUCAAUGUUAUCAAGAAAUUCAUUAAAUCCAGCAGAUAUAUCUGUAUUAUAUAGACAUUAUUCAUCAAAUGAACCACCACCAAUUGAACUUGUUAGAAAUCCACAAUUUUUAGAUUUACUUGUUGAUGCAUUAUUUAAACCAGGUGUUAAAUUAAAUCAAGAACAUAAACCAAAAUAUAUUUAUUUAUUGGCAUAUGCAUCAAGUGUUUGUGAAAUAUUAUUAAAAAAAAGUAAUAUUAGAAAACAAAAUAAAGAUGAAUUACAAAAAACAAUUGAAGCCAUUGAAAAAGUACAUAGUAUAUGUAAUGUUAAUAAAGGAUCAACUGAACUUAUUGCUGAAUUAAAUACAAUAUAUCAAUCAAUAAGAUAUCCAGUUGUUGGUGUUGGUAUAAUACGUUGGGUUGAAUGUACUGUUACUGAACCAUCAUAUUUUAAAUUAAGUACUGAACAUUGUCCAGUACAUUUAGCAUUAUUGGAUGAAGUUGUAACGUGUCAUCAUUUAUUACAUCCAAAGGUAUUACAAUUAUUUAUACAGUUAUUUGAAAGUAAACAAGAUGAAUUAGAAAUUCUUGUACAGCUAGAAAUGAAAAAAAUGUUAAUUGAUAGAAUGCUUAAUUUAUUGAGUCGUGGUUGUGUUGUACCAGUUGUUUCUUACAUUAAACAAUGCUGGCAACGUGGUGAUACUGAUAUAUCAUUAAUAAGAUAUUUUGUUACUGAAGUACUUGAAGCUAUUUCACCACCUUAUUCAACUGAAUUUGUUCACUUAUUUUUACCAAUGGUAGAAAAUGAGGAAAUUACAGGAACAAUGAAGGGUGACAGUGAUAAUGAUCUUGUCUCUGAAUUUAUAAUUCAUUGCAAGGCUCAUUGUCCAGUAAGAUGACCAUCUAAGGGUCAAUAAAUUUUAUGGGUAAAAAUUAUUUGACAAAUUAAUUGAAGAAAAAACAGCUCUUAAUACUAUAGUAACUGAAUAAUUUUAAGUAAAGAAUUUAUAAUGUAAAAAACAAACAAAAAUUACUUUUUUUAAUUGAGUUAUUAAUGUCACUAAAUUAUUUAUUUGUUUAAUUGGUCGAUUUUAAUAUUCAUCAAAUUUUGUAUAUUUGAAAUUGAAAAAAACUAAAUUUUAAUUUUUUAACAAUACAAAUAUUACUCCUCAAUUUUUGUAAACAAAAAAUAGAUUUUAAUUUUACAUAUAAAAAAAAAUUUUAUUAAUUUUCGAAAGACCUAUGAUAGCUGUUGUUUUUAUAAUAGAAAAUUUUCUUUAUAAAAUUAUAAUAAUACUUAAUAAAAAAUUGUCAUGUUUACAAUUGUUAAAAUUGAUGAAAAAAAAAUUAAAUAAAUGAAUUUUUGAACAGUCAUUGUGGCUUGCUUGAUUAUGUCAAUAUGAAAAAUAUUUUAGAAAUUUUAAGCUUUAAUUUGUAUUUAAUUUACCUAGUUUUGAAGACUUGAUUUGUAUCAUGUUGCCUUAGUUAUAAAAGUGAAAAAAUGUUUAUUAUUUUAAUAUUCACAUUCAGUAAUUAUUACUAUUUAAAAAAAUAUAUAUAUUUAUUAUAAAUAGUAAUCAA
Messenger RNA from Aphidius gifuensis, 2626 nucleotides. RefSeq names its product negative elongation factor D (gene TH1). Gene Ontology annotation, molecular function: RNA binding. Gene Ontology annotation, cellular component: NELF complex; nucleus. Bases 205 to 1944 code for a protein of 579 amino acids. NCBI's taxonomy places the organism in Eukaryota, Metazoa, Arthropoda, Insecta, Hymenoptera, Braconidae. Gene Ontology annotation, biological process: negative regulation of transcription elongation by RNA polymerase II. The record is from RefSeq and is a predicted model, not a curated record. The transcript has 4 exons.